AUGCCGCGCCAGCCGCGCUCCGUGCGCAUCGUGCUCACCCUGCCCCGGAUGCACGACCUCGUGCGUGUCGGCGCACAGCGCGUGUACGACGAGUACGGUCCGCCGCCCGAGGAGCGCGACGUCGGCGGUGCCCCGUCGCAAGCGCCUGCGCUCGACGAAGUGAUGAGCGACGAUGAGGCGUCUGCCGGUGCUGACGAUGCGUCUGCGUCUGAGAGCGCUGCAGAGGCUGCCGAGGCGCACGAAGCGUUGAACGCGGCGCUGCACCGCAGCAACGCGUCGCUCGGCGUGCGGCUGCGCGUGGCCAUCAUGGAGGAGCGCGUGCAGCGCAACGUUUCUCGCGUCAUUGAGCGGCAGAACAGGCUCGAGCAGACGGUGAAGGGCAUGCAGCGGCAGAAGGAGAAGCUGGCCAAGACGGUGGCGAGGCAGGCGAGCAAGAUGGCGCUCAUCGUGCGGCGCCAGAAGGAGCUUACCAGACGCCAUGUCGCCGUCGAGGAGCGGCACGCCAAGAUUGAGGAGCGGCACGCCAAGAUCGAGGCGCGGCUCAAGGCACUCGAGCUGCAGGAGGGCAGAGAGAGCAGCAUGGAGGGCGAGAGCGGCAUGGAGGGCGAGAGCAGCACGGAGGGCGAGAGCAGCAUGGAGGACGAGAGCAGCACGGAGGGCAAGGCAAGACGCAUGACGGUGCCAGAGAUCGAGAGGCGCCUGACGGCGCUGGGCGUGUAG
This is a messenger RNA of Tilletiopsis washingtonensis, 720 nucleotides long. RefSeq lists its product as hypothetical. NCBI's taxonomy places the organism in Eukaryota, Fungi, Basidiomycota, Exobasidiomycetes, Entylomatales. Bases 1 to 720 code for a protein of 239 amino acids. The record is from RefSeq and is a predicted model, not a curated record. The transcript has 3 exons.